GUUCUGACGAUGUGCAGGACAAUCGGAGUUCAAAUCGAAGGCCGCCGACCACGACGAACAGAGGAGAGUGGCAUGUUGAAUGUAUUCGUCUAUGGCGGGCAAAGCGUGCUUGAUUUGAUCAUCCUGGAAAAUGACAGGAAUGGCCGAGCUGGGAAGGGGAGACUUUCCUCAGCCGGUGGAGACGAGCAUCGCACGCAGGUUCAAAUGGAGGAUGAUCUGGUUGUGGCAUUAACAGAGGUCAUGGACGCCCUUACCGAUUCGAACAUCGUACAAGACGCAUUACCGUACAGAGCCCUACUG
Capronia coronata CBS 617.96 is the source of this 300-nucleotide messenger RNA. RefSeq lists its product as uncharacterized. Lineage: Eukaryota; Fungi; Ascomycota; Eurotiomycetes; Chaetothyriales; Herpotrichiellaceae. The transcript has a single exon. The record is from RefSeq and is a predicted model, not a curated record. The annotation marks the transcript as partial.